UCCAAAAUAGAGCGAAAGAAGUCCCAGAUUUCCCCUCCCUGGCGUGUUCCUGCGCGGUACAAUGUUGCUUUAAAUUGUAUCCCAGUCGAGUUCCACGUGAUUGAGGCGAAGAGUUUGAUACAAAGUGACCUGUAGUUGAAAUUGACUCGAGUGAAUUCGCAGCUUGUAACUUUCGCUCAUUCAGCCUGCGUUUCCCCUGCUCUGGAUAAACAACUAUCGCGAUCUUUUAUUUUCGUUUUAUUUUUAAAAAAAAGUGUUAGAAUUUUUUUUUGUCAGAAUGCCGGAACAGAUCAGCAUCUCCGAGUUUGUGAGUGAAACUUUGGAGGACAUCAACUCGCCGAUCACCUCCAACUUUACCUCGAAAAUGAUGAGCUGCAGGAACACGGUAGCUGCGCUGGAAGAGUCACUGGAAGCAGAUCAGGCUAUCCUACUGAAGAUGAAGAAGUUGAUUAAAGCUAUUCACUCCUCUGGACUCUCACAUGUGGAGAAUAAGGAGCAGUACUUUGAAGUUCUGGAGAGCUUCGGGAACCACCACCUGUCUCAAAAUAAGAAUGAGUUGUCCAUGGGUUUCCUGAACCUUGGUGUUUUCACACGUGAAGUUACAGCACUCUUUAAAAACCUGACUCAAAACAUGAACAACAUCCUUUCUUUUCCAUUGGACAGUCUGCUAAAAGGCGAUUUGAAGGAAGGAAAAGGGGACCCAAAGAAACUCAUUGAAAAAGCUUGGAAAGACUAUGAAACCAAAGUUAAUAAAAUUGAAAAGGAAAAGAAAGACCGUGCCAAGCAAUUUGGAUUGAGUCGUUCAGAAAUCAAUGCAGCUGAACUCGCGGAUGAUCUGGACAAAGAGCGAAAGAUGUUCCAACUCCAAAUGUGUGAGUAUCUUCUCAAGGUGAACGAAAUAAAGAUUCGAGAAGGCCCUGACCUACUCCAGAGCCUCAUCAAGUACUUCCAUGCUCAGCAAAAUUUUUUCCAGGAUGGUCUUAAGGCAGCUGAAAGCUUGUCACCUUUUGUGGAAAAAUUAGCUGCGAUUGUACACUCUCUGAAACAAGCACAAGAUGAAGAGAUGAAACAGCUGACCCAGAUCAGGGACUCCCUGAGAUCAGUACUCCAAGUGGAUCACAAAGAGGAUGGUUUGAACAGGAAAAAUUCAGGCUACAGCAUACACCCACUCCCAGGGAACCGUCUAUAUGGCACAGAAAAAUCUGGUUUUCUGAACAAAAAGAGUGAUGGCAUCCGAAGAGUGUGGCAGAAGAGGAAGUGUGGAGUUAAAUAUGGCUACCUCACCAUAUCGCACAGUACUAUCAACAGGCCUCCAGCCAUACUCAAGCUGCUGACUUGCCAAGUGAAACCAAAUCUUGAAGAAAAAAGAUGUUUUGAUCUUAUAACCCAUAAUCGAACAUACCACUUCCAAGCUGAGGAUGAGCAGGAAUGUCAAGCAUGGGUUUCUGUGUUACAGAACAGCAAGGAAGAGGCACUCAACAAUGCCUUUAAAGGAGACAAUGGCAAUGGCAGCAAUGACACUGUACAGGAACUGACCAAGUCAAUCAUUGCUGAGGUCAAAGGCAUGCCAGGAAAUGAGGUGUGCUGCGACUGUGGUGCUGCAGAUCCUACUUGGCUCUCUACCAAUCUGGGCAUUGUGAUCUGUAUUGAAUGUUCUGGGAUUCAUCGCGAAUUGGGUGUCCACUAUUCCAGGAUACAGUCGCUCAUGCUGGAUGUCCUAAGCACAUCUGAACUCUUGCUUGCUAGUAAUAUCGGAAACACGAGGCUGAAUGAGAUUUUUGAGGCAAACUUGUCAGCUCAGUGUGGAGUAAAACCCACUUCGACCAGUGACAUGAACUCUCGAAAGGAAUUUAUUACUGCAAAGUACGUGGAGCACAAAUACACAAAGAAAGGCGUUUGCGAAGGUGGAUGGAGGCUGUUUGAGGCCAUCCGGAACAAGGAUCUCCUGGCUCUGCUGCAGAUGUACACCGAGGGUGUGGAUUUCAGUGCACCACUCACCCUGCCAGAUGGACAGGACCUUGGGGAAACACUGUUGCACCUUGCUGUGCGGUUGGCAGACAGAACAUCGCUGUCUUUGGUUGACUUUCUCAUCCAGAAUGGGGGUGGCCUGGAUGUGAAGACGGCAGAGGGGAACACCCCACUUCACUACUGCAGCCUGUACAACAAAACUGAGAGCCUGAAAUUGUUACUGAAGGCAAAGGCCAGCAUGCAGAUCGGUAAUGCGGCUGGAGAAACUGCCUUCGACAUUGCAAAGAAGUUCAACCAUUCCCGCUGCGAGGAACUGCUUGACCAAGCAUUGUCCGGGAAGUUUAACCCUCCUGUUCACGUGGAGUAUGACUGGGUGGUGCAACAAGACUUUUCUUACGACAGUGAGGAUGAUUUGGAGGAAAAGGUGACGUAUCCUGGUCUCGUCUUCCCUCUCUUGUUCCCUCUCCUUCCCCUUCGAUCCGUAGAAUUCAGUCUCCAAGAUGCACUGGUAGAACCUUAGCUGGUAUACUGGGUGCAAGUCUGUGUCUCAGUCCCCUUUUCUUUUUAAGAAACCACUUCAAAAAACUUGGAGAGGGGCCAGAACAAGAGGCCAGGCUGGAGAGUGGGCUCAGUAGAACAGUCCUGGUUGGGAAGAAAGUUGAUCGCGAUGUUUAAAAUCAAGGAGGGCUUUGACAGAGGGAGAAACUGCAAAGAUUAGACGACACAGAUCAAAGGUGAUUGGCAGAAAAAUAAAGGCAAACAGGAUAAAAACGAGUUACGCAGAGAGUUAUUAUGAUUUGGGAUUUGCUGCCUGAAAUGACAGAAAAUGAUUGUAACUUUGAAAAAGGGCUUGGAGUGAAGGGGAAGACUUUUUCGGGCUCUAAGGGAAAUGUUAGGGAACUGGGCCAAAAUGAUAAAGAACCAGGACAGGCUCAAUGGGAAAAAUUGGAUCCUCCCAUGUCUUCUUCAAUGAUGCCCAGAUUGCAGAAAAUGGGAAAGAGAAGGCGGCUCCAAAGUGUUUUAUCUGGAUGAUGUGCUGGACAGCACAGAGCAGUCAAGAAUGAUCCAGUAGCAUUCCCUUGUGCUGCGUUCCCUGAACUCGGUAUUUCAGUCGACCUGGGUGUAGAAAAACACAGAACGAUGCCUUAUCACACAGUGGGUAGUAUUCAGGGCGGCACAGUGGCACAGGGGUUAGCAUUGCUGCCUCACAGCACCAGGGACCCAGGUUUGAUUCCA
Rhincodon typus (whale shark) is the source of this 3204-nucleotide messenger RNA. RefSeq names its product arf-GAP with SH3 domain, ANK repeat and PH domain-containing protein 2-like. The record is from RefSeq and is a predicted model, not a curated record. Gene Ontology annotation, cellular component: cytoplasm. Gene Ontology annotation, biological process: positive regulation of GTPase activity. Gene Ontology annotation, molecular function: protein binding; GTPase activator activity. The transcript has 21 exons. NCBI's taxonomy places the organism in Eukaryota, Metazoa, Chordata, Chondrichthyes, Orectolobiformes, Rhincodontidae. Bases 278 to 2488 code for a protein of 736 amino acids.